ACUGUAGAAGUGUAGAGCUGUUGUGUGUUUGUGUCUCUGUAUUCAUGCAGUAAAAUGGCAGAAGCCAGAUUUUCUCAGGAUGAGUUCUUGUGUCCGGUGUGUCUGGAUCUCCUGAAGGAUCCAGUGACCAUCCAGUGUGGACACAGUUACUGUAAGAGCUGUAUUACAGACUGCUGGGAUCAGGAGGAUGAGAAGAGAGUCUACAGCUGCCCUCAGUGCAGACAGACCUUCAGUACAAGACCUGCUUUAUUUAAGAACGUGGUGUUUGCUGGAAUGCUGGAGAAACUGAAGCAGACUAAACUUCAAAGUGUGGUUCCUGCUGGAGCUGGAGAUGUUCAGUGUGACGUCUGUACUGGAAGAAAAUCAGCCGUCAAGUCCUGUCUGGUGUGUCAGGAAUCUUACUGUCAGAAUCAUUUUGAGCGUCACGAGGAGUUUCAUUCACGUAAGCCACACAAAGUGAUUGAAGCCACUGGACGACUGCAGGAGAUGAUCUGCCAGAAACAUGAGAAGCUCCUUGAGGUUUUCUGUCGCACUGAUCAGAAAUGUAUAUGUGUGCUGUGUACGAUGGAUGAACAUAAAAACCACGACACUGUAUCAGCUGCAGCACAGAGGACAGAGAAACAGAAGCAGCUGAAGGAGACGCAGAAGACGCUCCAGCAGAGAAUCCAGCAGAGAGAGAAAGAUCUUCAGCAGCUGAGAGAGGCUGUGGAGUCUCAUAAGGUGAGUCUGGAG
Sinocyclocheilus rhinocerous is the source of this 732-nucleotide messenger RNA. RefSeq names its product E3 ubiquitin/ISG15 ligase TRIM25-like. The annotation marks the transcript as partial. Gene Ontology annotation, molecular function: zinc ion binding. Lineage: Eukaryota; Metazoa; Chordata; Actinopteri; Cypriniformes; Cyprinidae. The record is from RefSeq and is a predicted model, not a curated record. The transcript is spliced from 2 exons.